AUGGUCGCUUCCUCUCUUCUCCUCUCUUCCGUCAACUUCUUUGGAAUCAGCCGCAAUGUCAUCAUCUCUUGGUUCCGGGGUUCUACCCCCGGUGUCUCUGUCCCAAAGGCCAAAUGCAAAUAUGCCUUCGAAAUCAGAUUUCGUGACUAUUUCCAAUGCGGAAUAUCAACGUCUGGUCAGUCACCGAUCGAUAACUUCAGUGUUACACCCAAGCUGACUGCUAUCCAACGCGAGCAACAGCUUGAAACCGCGCGCCACUUCACAAAGCUCAAGGAUUCGCUCAUGAGCGGAGGGCUAUCUCGCGAAACCCUUGAUAUAAUCCUUUACGGGGCGCCGCCCUCUCCAUCAGAGACCCAUGAGAAUGGUAAAGGGGACGUUGCCAGAAACCACGUCCCGCAGUCAAAUGGUAACUCAAAAACGUUUGUUGCGAAACCACAUCAGAACCAUGGAAGCUUCGCAACGGAUCUCGACGACGACGGUGACGAUGACGAUGACGAGGGUGCCCUGACGGAUUCUCACACAGGUGAGAAGGACGAUUACGGAGAGUCUUCGGGGAGCGCAUCGUCCUCGCCCCAAGCCGAACAACGCACCGUGUUGAUCCGAGGUCUCCCCGACAAGGCUACUCAUCGCGAUAUUGUGGACGCUGUAAAGGGCGGCGCCAUCCUGCAUAUCUAUGUUUGGGCCAGGGAUCACACAGCAAGUGUCUCGUUCGUGGAGGAAUACGCUGCUCAGGAAUUCUUGGACUAUUCAAGGAUAUAUGGGUUGUAUGUGGCUGAGAAAAGAGUGGAGGUCUUAUGGAAUGACCGCCAGUUCUACCUUCCGCCGUUUGUUCGAUCCAAGAUCUACAAUGGAGCUUCGCGGAAUCUGGUCAUCUACAACGUCAACCCGAAUAUUACUGAAGGACACAUCAGAAAAGAUAUGGAACACAUCCACAACCUGAUUGUGAUCUCGGUCAAGUUCAAAAAUGGCAACGCCUACAUAUCAACGAACUCUGUGCACAAUGCUCUAUUUGCGCGCUCCUGCAUGAUGUCUCGCCUGACCUAUAAAGGAAUGAAGAUCGCCUUCUUUCCCGACGAAUGCGCGGAACCACUGGCAAAGAUACCCGCUAACCCUAAAAGGGACGCUCCAGCUGCGAAGAAGCCCGCUUCCUUGCCUAACAGAUUUCACCUUCUCUCUGUUGAUGGAUCGGAAGAUGAGGAAGGCGAAGAAGUUGCACUGGGAGUCAGUCUCAACGGCGAUGCCCGCUGGGCCGUGCCCGCUUGA
Molecule: messenger RNA, 1263 nt
Organism: Aspergillus mulundensis
Lineage: Eukaryota; Fungi; Ascomycota; Eurotiomycetes; Eurotiales; Aspergillaceae
Product: RNA-binding protein
Exons: 7
Coding region: 1-1263 (420 amino acids)
Molecular function (GO): nucleic acid binding
Source: RefSeq, a predicted model, not a curated record